Molecule: messenger RNA, 3905 nt
Organism: Rhagoletis pomonella (apple maggot)
Lineage: Eukaryota; Metazoa; Arthropoda; Insecta; Diptera; Tephritidae
Gene: CtBP
Product: C-terminal-binding protein
Exons: 9
Coding region: 1092-2492 (466 amino acids)
Molecular function (GO): NAD binding; transcription corepressor activity; oxidoreductase activity, acting on the CH-OH group of donors, NAD or NADP as acceptor
Source: RefSeq, a predicted model, not a curated record
GUGAAAACUGAAAAUUGGCACUACUAGCGAGUCAACUGUCAAUGCGGCGAUACAGUUUUCACUCGCUCGUUUGCGAUGCUUGUGCGAAAUGCACUAUCGCGUCAUUUCUGUACUAAAUUAUAUCGGAAGAAGAAGCAGAGGCACUAAAAAGAAUCGCCGUGUUCUCCACCAUUUUCCGCCAUUUUGAAAGCUACGAGUGUAAAAUUUUGUGAUUCGUCAGGGAGCGCGUUGAUAUUCAAGUUAUUCGAAAAUUGCAGAAUAAAAUCAUAAAUAAUAAAGAAAAUAAGUGGAAUUUGUUGGUAAACUACCCGCGGUAGUGUUUGUGUAUGAAAACAGUUGUCGAAAAGUUUUGUUUGCUAGUUUUUUCCAAGAAAAAAUUUCUGUUCUGUACCAGCGAAAAGGGCUAACCAAACGCAGAAAACAGCAAGCCUACUGCAAGAGCGAGUAGCAACAAAAUUCACGGUCUGCAGCCGCGGCCGCAAAAACUAUAAAAGGCAGAAUUUAGAAAUACAACUGAAGAAAUUGAUUAAAUACAUCUUCAUAAAUUUGCAGUUGCUUGACGUGUUUGACGAUAAAAAAAUAGACUACAAGUUUUCGCGCAAUUCCUCUUCGUUUCGUUUCCAGACCUUACAAUCGCCGCAGAACAUAUUUAAGUCGGUCAAUAAGUACAUACAAAGUGACCAUUCCACAGAUCGUGAAGUUUGUCCCAAAAAAAAAUUCUGAACCCUUAUCGUGGUAAAAUGGACAAUUCAACAUGAAGGAAUUAAAGAGGUUAUCUUUGAAGGCCACACAUUAUUUGUAUUAAAUUGUUGUCGCUGUGUCAGUUUAAUCAUCUAAUUAGUAGAAAAACUAUUUGCACUGUGCAAAUUGACGUUUAUCAUAGCUGAGCCGAAGUUAUAAAAGAAAGUGCAAGUGGCAGAUGCAAGUAUUUGCAUAGUUGUGGAGAACUGUGAAAUUGCAAUCCAUCACAUUUCUUUUUUAAGGUCAAAGUGUUAUAUUAUUUCAAGAGGAGGAGUGUUUUGAACACAUACACUAAACACGUAGAAUUGAGAGACGAAAACGUAGACAUUAGAAAUUCUGUAUAAGACACAAUGGACAAAAAUAUGAUGUUGCCGAAGCGUUCACGCUUGGACGUGAAGGGUACAUUUGCCAAUGGACCGUUGCAGGCACGGCCAUUGGUGGCGUUACUUGAUGGUCGCGAUUGUUCGAUUGAAAUGCCUAUACUGAAAGACGUGGCCACAGUGGCCUUCUGUGACGCACAAAGUACAUCAGAGAUUCAUGAAAAGGUUUUAAACGAAGCUGUUGGCGCACUAAUGUGGCAUACCAUAAUCCUUACAAAGGAGGAUUUGGAAAAAUUCAAAGCUUUACGUAUCAUAGUGCGGAUUGGCAGUGGUACGGAUAACAUCGAUGUGAAAGCAGCGGGCGAACUUGGCAUUGCCGUCUGUAAUGUACCCGGUUAUGGCGUUGAAGAAGUCGCAGAUACAACAAUGUGCUUGAUAUUAAAUUUGUAUCGAAGGACCUAUUGGCUGGCGAAUAUGGUGCGGGAAGGCAAAAAGUUUACCGGGCCUGAACAAGUGCGAGAAGCAGCGCACGGCUGCGCUAGGAUUCGGGGAGAUACCUUAGGUUUGGUAGGACUUGGCCGCAUCGGUAGCGCCGUCGCCUUGCGAGCAAAAGCAUUUGGCUUUAACGUUAUAUUUUACGAUCCUUAUCUUCCGGAUGGUAUCGAUAAAUCACUUGGCCUAACUCGCGUCUACACCCUACAAGAUUUGCUAUUUCAAUCCGAUUGCGUUUCGUUGCAUUGCACACUCAACGAGCAUAACCACCACUUAAUCAAUGAAUUCACAAUUAAACAGAUGCGACCUGGUGCAUUUUUGGUAAACACUGCACGAGGUGGGCUGGUCGAUGACGAGACAUUAGCUCUGGCUCUAAAACAAGGCAGAAUAAGAGCUGCAGCUUUAGACGUGCACGAAAACGAGCCCUACAAUGUAUUCCAAGGAGCCCUUAAAGACGCUCCAAAUCUUAUAUGUACACCACAUGCAGCCUUCUUCAGCGAUGCAUCCGCAACUGAGUUGCGAGAAAUGGCAGCAACGGAGAUACGACGGGCAAUAGUCGGCAAUAUUCCAGACGUCUUAAGGAAUUGUGUGAAUAAGGAAUACUUCUUGCGAACACCGGCUGUAGCUGCUGCUGCUGCAGCUGCGGCAGUGUACUCAGAAGGACUAAAUGGCGGAUAUUAUUCAGCGGGCGGACUGCAACAGGCCCACAGCACUACACACGAUGUACCGCACAGUGCAGCUGGCAGCUCACUAGUCGCUCCACCACCGCCAUCGGUAGUAAAUCCGUCGCCAGUUCCUACGGUGCCGCCGGUGCAUAUACCGCCGCAAGUUGGAUUACCACAUGGACUUGUGAGUAGUAAAUCGCCCCUGAAUGCACCAGACCCUAAUAACCAUCUUUCCUCUGCUUCAAACAAACCAGAGCCAUCAGAGGUCCAAUAGUUCAAAAGCGCCAACAAUUAGGAGAGGACUCAUUAAGCAAGCAUUGUGAAAGAAAAAAAACCUUAUAAAUAAAUAAAAGUCAAUAGUGAAUUAUUGGAACCGUAAAUUGACCUGAAGAUAAAAAAUACGCGCAUAGAACCAAAACUCAAUCCCAUACAAAUUCCUGUAAUAGUUUUUCCGAUCUUAUAUUUUAACGACGCCGAUCAGCAGCAAAGCGAAGAUGUAAUUCAAUAUUUAAACAAAAAAAAACAGCGAUUUUAGAAUAAAGAACACAUCUAAGAAACGUUUAUACAUACAAAUGUAAUAAACAAGGAGCUACUCGUCGAUGCGUCGCCGUUGUCAAUCAUCAUGAACAUAUUGACCUACACUUAGCACUUAGUACAGAUACAGGCAGCAUAUUAAUGUAGUUACUUAGUUUAAAUGAGAAAAAAAGAAACAAGUAAAAAAAAAACAGCGAAAAACAAUGACUUAUUCAACAGCAUCCGUCAGAGUAUUUGGUUAAAACUUUAAAUCUUAAACAAGUAUUUGCUUAUGUAUAUAAGUAAAUCAAGUAUUUCUUAAUAGGAAUAUAAACACGCUUAUUCGUUCAUUAAUAUUUACAUUGUUCAAAUAAAAAACGUAAUUGGUUUCAGAGUAUUGAACAAAAUAUAAACUUUUUAAGAAUUAUGCCCAUUACAAAAUUUUUAGUUGAGAAAUUAUAGAAAAUUUCUACCAUAAUGCGUCUUGUGUAUUUUUGCAAUUAAUUAAUGUAAAUCUGUUAAAUAUUUUUGUUUUACAUUAUUUUAAAGCCCGCUUUUGCAGUCUCUUUUUUCAUUUUUUUUCAACUGGAAUUUAACUGCCGCUCAUAUUUAAACGCUUUAUAGGUAUUUCAAACAGAGUUCAGCGAUUAGGCAAUUCAAUAAUUAGUGAGCACUUUAAGGCAUUUUUAGUUUACAACUACAAAUUUUGAACUAUAGGCAGCGAAAUUUAAUGUUUAAUACGCAUAAAGCAGUGGGUUUUUGUAGUGAGUUACCAGUAAAAUUCGCUCAUCGUAAAUACAUACCUAUAUAUGUGUUUAACAUUUUUAAAUCUAUAACUCUUCAAGUCGUUCACAAUAGUAUAACAGAAGUUUUAAGCUCACUUUUGUUGAACUUUUUUUAAUUUUUUAGCAGUACAGUUUAACAUUUGGGAAAUUGCAAGGAACAAACAUGCGUACAUAUUUACACAGAUAUGCAUAAAUGUGCAUCUUCAAAUUGAAGUUAAAAAUAAAAUAAAAAUAAAAACAUUAUUUAUCAUAAUUUAGUUUGAGUUCUAAGAUGUCAGUCUGCGUUCCUGUCAAUUCUAUUGCGAAUCACGCUGUGAAACCGCCAAAAGGCUGUUAAAGCGAUGUUGAGAUUAUUUUGAUGUAAUCAAGAUUCAAUAAUUUGAGCCUUC